AAUGAAGUGGGAAAGAAAAACGUCAGUAAGUAUUUGGGCUUUUGGUAAUUUCCAGUUUUCUUAACGAAAACCUGGAAGCGUUCGCUUCUGUGAGCGAGCCGCUCUGGAACGGAGAGGAGAAGCCCGCCGGUUUCGUCUGCUUGAGAUUUUAACGGGAGAGAUCCAUUGAUCUCCGUCGAAAUUAUGCAUUCGAAACCCUAAUUUUUGUUUUUCGUCGUUGUAUCCUUUUCUUAUUGGCUGUAGGAAAUCAUGCUUUCCAUAAUUAAUUGAUUUCUCAAUUGAUCAUCUAGUUUGAGGUUUUCUGUUGUUACGUACUGAUCAAUCUCUCUCUGGAAGUUUUUCUUUUUCUUGAUUUGUUUCUGGGUACUGAGAUACUAAGGUUGGAUUUGGAAUGGGGAAGGCUACCGAUUAUUCAUCUAAUCAUCGUUCGCCAAGUGGAACUGGUUUGUCCGGCGAUAAUAUCAACAGCUCCGAGUUUCGGCGGAAGAAUCUUCAGUCUCCGUGGGCUCAAAUCGUCCGAGGUGAGCCAGAAUCGAUCUCACCCGUCGAUCAGUCCCAGCUGUCGUCGUCCUCGUCAUCGCUCUCUUCGCUAGCGGUUUCUGCUACAGAAACCCCCGCUCCUGCUUCACCGCCGUCCGAUAUCUUUACAUCUUCCGAGAACUAUGAUGCAAAUGACGGUAAUGCAACGGCUACGUCGAAGAAGCAGGCUUGGAACAAGCCUACGAAUGGCGUUGUUGAGGGUGGUCCUGUAAUGGGGGCAGACUCUUGGCCUGCUCUUGCUGAAUCCGCGAGGGCUUCACCCAAAUUAGCGGUUGAUUCUCCUCCGAAGGUUACCAUCGAAGUAUCAGUCCCCCUUUCUCAGGGAUCUAUCAAUGUACCCCCUCAGCGGCAAGCUACAAAUAAUGCCAAAUCGAACUCAAGUCUGAAGCAUACAGUGGUUGCUCGACAUAGACCAUCAAGGCGGGGUGGUGGUGGUGGUGGAAGCUCAGUGGGAGGGCCUGCACGAGGCUUUUAUCGCCCUCCGCCACCUCCGCCACCUCCACCACCACCUCCCCCACCACCUUUUCCUGUAUUUCAAAUUCCUCCAGCUAGUUAUUGUAAUCUGAUGCCAGCAAUUCCUGAUCCUUCUUCAGGAGAACCACUGUUCAGUAACUGGGAUCCACGGGGUGUUGCAGGCUUUGUGCCUCAAAUAAAUUUUGCCACUGAUCACCGAAACUUCUUUCCUAGGGGGACUUUAGCCCUCCACCCCCGUGGUGAUGGUCACUACCAUAACAAUCGUGGAGGAAAACGUGGUCAAGAUCGUGGAAUAUAUCCUAAUGCUCGAGAUGCUCAUUUUCAGCCGCACAGGCCUCAUACUAGAGGCUUUAUGAGGCCUUUGCCACCUUACACUGCUCAGUUUCCCCAGGCUGUUAGACCUCAUGGGAAUCCCAUGACUCCUCCAGAGUUUGUCUAUGUUCCUACGUUGCCCUUGGAGCCUUACAGAGGCAUGCCUUUCAUGCCACGACCUGCGAAUUAUCCUGCUGUAGAUCCCACUCUAUCUGCAUCAAUAGUUAAGCAGAUUGAAUAUUAUUUCAGCGAUGGUAAUUUGGUAAAGGAUGAUUACUUAAGGUCCCAGAUGGACGAUCAAGGCUGGGUGCCAAUUUCUCUGAUAGCUACCUUUCCUAUGGUACUGAGUUUGACUAACAAUAUUCAAUGGAUAGUAGAAUCCUUGAGAGCAUCAACUGAAGUGGAAGUGCAGGAUAAUAAGAUCAGACGGCGAAAUGAGUGGAAGAAAUGGACAACAAAAUCCAAUUGGUAUAGGACUGAUUUGGUCUCUUCUACUCCAAGUGGAUCAGGUCAUGAUACUCUAGCAAAUUCUUUUCAAAGGGUCAGAGUGGAUGAAGGUAUGAACCAAAGUAUGACCAGUGAUAGUGAUCCUCAUAAUACCAAGAGUACUACUGAGUUGCAAUCUUCCGAGACAGGUGCUCGUUCAAAACUUACUAAUGGGGAGGUGAAUCAGGAUGUUCAGACUGAUAUCUGAUCAAUUUUGUUCUCCCAAAGGUUCUAGCACAUGUUGGUUAGGAUAAUACCAUGUCUACUUACAGAGGGUCUGGCUGCUAACUCUCUCUUCCUCCAUGUGUCAUGCCAUUUCUUGUCAUGCUCAUUUUGGCAGUUUAAAGAGGCUAGUUUUUGGGGAUACGAAGAGUAUUUAUUUAUUAUUCCAAAUAUAAAAGAAGAGAAGUUUAGUUUUGGUAUACGCGUAGUUGAAGUACAUUCUCAAUGUUUCUCAUGCUUUAUGGAUGACAUUAGUGACUGAAGUAUAUAACAUUCAUUGAACACUAUUCUGAAUCAUCAAUGACCAUUUUUUUUUGGAAGGAAA
Messenger RNA from Benincasa hispida (wax gourd), 2359 nucleotides. RefSeq names its product la-related protein 1C-like. NCBI's taxonomy places the organism in Eukaryota, Viridiplantae, Streptophyta, Magnoliopsida, Cucurbitales, Cucurbitaceae. The record is from RefSeq and is a predicted model, not a curated record. Gene Ontology annotation, molecular function: RNA binding.